CUAGUCCCUCUUGUUUCUCCACGCUGCGGAGUUUCCCAUUGUGGCGCAGUUUUCCAGUCUGGCGCACUUCCCCAGUCUGGUUAGACGCUGCCCUGGACUUUGGACACACUGGACGCUCAGCAGGACGCACGGAGGAGGCACACAGCGGACAUCGCGCUCUUGAUUUGCGGCUUUAACACGAUGGAGCCAGCCUUUGGGGAGGUGAAUCAGCUCGGCGGGGUGUUUGUGAACGGCAGGCCGCUGCCCAACGCCAUCCGGCUGCGCAUCGUGGAGCUGGCGCAGCUCGGCAUCCGCCCGUGUGACAUCAGCCGCCAGCUGCGCGUGUCCCACGGCUGCGUCAGUAAAAUCCUCGCGCGGUACAACGAGACGGGCUCCAUCCUUCCCGGGGCCAUCGGGGGCAGUAAGCCCCGCGUGACCACCCCCACCGUGGUCAAACAUAUACGGACGUACAAACAGCGGGACCCGGGGAUUUUCGCCUGGGAGAUCCGGGACCGGCUGCUCGCGGACGGCGUUUGUGACAAGUUCAACCUCCCGUCCGUGAGCUCCAUCAGCCGCAUCCUGCGCAACAAGAUUGGAAACCUGUCCCAGCAGAGUCACUACGAGACGGGGAAGCCCUCUCACCCGCCCCCGCAGCCCGCGCUGCCCUACAACCACUUGUACUCGUACCCCAGCUCCAAAGUGCCCACUCCCCCGGGCAUGGCGGCGCUGCCCGGACACAUGGCCAUGCAUCGGAUAUGGCCCUCGUCGCACUCCGUCACUGACAUUCUGGGCAUCCGCUCCAUCACCGAGCAGCAAAUUAGCGACAGUCCAUCCUUUCCCUGCGCCAAACUAGAAGAAUGGAGCGCUAUUAACAGGACUAAUUUCUCCGCAGCCGCAGCCUGUUCGCCGCUAAUCAAUGGCGUGGAUAAACCGCAUUUAGAACCAGAAGCAAAAUACGCCCAGACGCCGAGUGGUUUGCCCAGCACAGUGAACAGUUAUGUCACGGCGGGCAGCAUCCCUCCCUACCCCCCUCCCACCCCAAUGUCUCCUUACAUGGGGUACAGCGGCACCAGCUCGGCCUAUGUGAGCGCCCACACAUGGCAGGGGCCCAGUGGCAGUGCGCUCUCUCCCCACAACUGUGACCUCACUGCCCCCAUCGCCUUCAAGAGCGUGGCCCCCCCUCGGGACCUCCACCCGGCCCCCACCGCCGUACUCUAGAGGACACAAGGGCGCGGCCGGGUUUGCACUAAAGUCAGGUGGUGCGGUUUGGGUUGGCGUGGCAUGGUACCGGAGCGGCUACAGUUAGGUAUAGGCAAACUGAAGAGGGCCCCAAACUGAAGAGGGUCCCAAAACUUAAAGGGCCCAUAUUAUGUAUGACACUGUUGUCUGAUCUCUGUUCUAAUGUCGUUUCCUCAUCACACACACACACACCUGGAGCUGUGUUUUGUUUCAUUCACAUGUUUAACACACAAAUCCUGCACAUUUAGAUUUAGAGUUCUUUUCUCAAACUGAAAACACUCUGUUCCACCUUGUGAUGUCAUGUGGUGAUACAGAAAGUGCUACACUGCAUUUUGAAACUCUGCAUGCCUUCACUAGAAUCAUAUGGGAGAUUUCAGCCUCGGAAUUGCCAAUCUCUACUGAACUAAAGGUAAAAGGAGCUGUUCACUUGAAAACUACCAUUUCAUGACAUCACAAGGUGGAGCAGAGUGUUCUCCAGGUCUGUUUUUGAGGAGGGAACAACAUUAGAAUAUGGUUUAAAGCACACAGGAGUCAGUUUUGUGUAAUAUAGGAUCUUUAAAACAUACUUUUCUUGUGGUGGCACUUUGAAAUUUAAAUGGAGAAUUUGAGCUUUAAAAUGGCGUUCUGCUCCAGAUUGAACUUCUCUGCUGUGAGGUUGGUGGAACCAUACAAAAUAAUACAACCCAGUGAUGAUGGAGACCCCCUUUGGGCUGGGUCUACAUCAUGUAGUACAGCGUUUGUGAUCCCUGCAAAACUACUCAUGGAGUUCAGGGGGUGGGACAAAAUAAUCUAAUCUGUGAUGGGAAUUGAGUUAGAAUGAGAUAAGAGAAAUGUAAUUUGUCCCAUGAGGAGGACAUUUCAGCGCUUCUACCGGAAAAUACAGCAGGAAAAUGACAAGUAUCAAAAAUGAUGCAAAUGUGGGUUCUGUGUGCGCAGGUGUGUGAGUGACAGAGCGGAACAAGUGAAACAAUGGAUGGAAAUGUUAUUUGUCCUGAGCAAAAACGUAAAUACAGUAAUGACUUUUGUCAGUAGUGAGUUCAUCUUUAGAGCGAAUUCGACUUAAGAUGUGUGUAGUGGUUCCAUUGCAAAAGAAAUGUUAUUCUGUGAACUGAACUAAAGUUUGGAAAGACAAAACAUGUUUGCACAAUGAGACUUUAAGUUGGAAGCUGCAGGUGUACAGGAAAAAAACUUGAAUUGAGAGAUUUCAUUUUGAAUCCUCCCUUGAAGUUUAUUCAGAGAAAUGUAAAGAAAAAAUUUAUUACACGUUUUCAUCAUGUCAUGUUUUGUAUAAAAAUCAGGUGUAAGCUUUAAAAACUACCAGUUGGCCAUUUUUGGGACAUUUGAAUAAAUAAGAUUUGACUUAAGAUUUUUGUUAAAACUUGAAUAAAUCAGACAUGGAGUGGAAUAUAAAAAAAAAAAAUCCUUGAGUACGUUUCAUUAAAAUCUUGUUCAGUACAAGACUGUAAAGUUUGGUGUGUGUAGAUGCUACUUUAGGGGCUGAUCCUUGUGUCUGUGUGGGGAAAUACAUUUGGAGAAAACAGCCACUGAAGUUACAUUAUCCCACAUCUAACUGCAAUAUCACCAUGGAUGUGAGCUCAGUAAAUUAAAUAUAUAAUUAAAUAACUUUUUUUGUGUGCAGAGUGGAACAUCGUGUUGUUUCCACAUGAAAGCGUGUGGCUAAUAGACCAAACUGACCAAAAAAAAAAAAAGUGUUGCCUGCAGCGUCUCACCUUGAAUAAUAAAUAAACAUAAAAGGAGAACAACACAGUAAACUCUACAGACAGCUUCCCACAUGUCAAAUCUAAAGACUAUAGCGCAUAAGGAAUGAUCAGCUAUGGCUGCUUUUGUCCAUACGUGCCCCUACGUUAACUCACUAAAUUCCCUCUUUGUUCACAAUGUGCACUUUGUAUUCUACUUUUCUGUUUCAUUGGACAUCACAACAUUCUAUAGGUCAAUAUUAUUUAUUACAGACGGAGGCAGCUCAAAUGAA
Boleophthalmus pectinirostris (great blue-spotted mudskipper) is the source of this 3208-nucleotide messenger RNA. RefSeq names its product paired box 9 (gene pax9). Lineage: Eukaryota; Metazoa; Chordata; Actinopteri; Gobiiformes; Gobiidae. Gene Ontology annotation, biological process: anatomical structure development; regulation of transcription by RNA polymerase II. The record is from RefSeq and is a predicted model, not a curated record. Gene Ontology annotation, molecular function: RNA polymerase II cis-regulatory region sequence-specific DNA binding; DNA-binding transcription factor activity, RNA polymerase II-specific. The transcript is spliced from 4 exons. The coding region runs from base 181 to 1197 and encodes 338 amino acids.